Messenger RNA from Drosophila elegans, 484 nucleotides. RefSeq names its product accessory gland protein Acp62F. The record is from RefSeq and is a predicted model, not a curated record. Bases 31 to 366 code for a protein of 111 amino acids. The transcript has a single exon. Lineage: Eukaryota; Metazoa; Arthropoda; Insecta; Diptera; Drosophilidae.
ACACGCAAAGCAAAGGUGUUUUUAAAUAAUAUGUGCAAAAUUGGAAUAUUCCUACUCGUGGGUCUAAUCUUUUUCCCAAAGUUACAUUGCUACAUUGAGAAAAUCGAUUGCACUAUUAAUGGAACUCAGGAAAACUGCCCCACAGCCUGUCCAGAAACUUGUCAAUCGAAAGGCAAAGAAAACUGCCUUUUGAUAUGCGGGGGUCCUUGUGUUUGCAAGCCAGGAUAUAUCAUCAAUCGGAAGAUUCCUGCCUGCGUUCUGCGCUCUGAUUGUCCAAAAAAUGUUAAACAAGGCGCAAAAGGUCGCAGAAUUUAUAAUUUUAAUUGCUUUAGUGGGCCAAAUACAUGUAGUCAAUUACAAUGGUAAAAACAACGUAGUAAAUCCAAAUAUUUUGACUACUUUCGGAGCAGUUUUAAUAUCUGAACAUUUUAUAUAAGUUCAAAACGUAUUUAAUUUAAAUAAAAUUAGAACUUUUUAUAUUGAA